AUGCUGAGCCAUCCGCCUAAGCACAGCCAGCAUCUGCGCGCCACGCAGGAUCUACUCUUGGUGAUAGCUUUUGAGCUGACAGUCCGCGGACAGUGCGAUUACUACACCAUGUCGGCUCAUCGUGACACGCGCAAUGACGACCUCCCAAGAGAGCCUGCGACCUACCUGCGACCUCCCCCACCUCCAAGCGGGCUUGCCGGCGACCUACAGCCCCGCGACAAGUUCCAGAGAGCGAUCAAGCUUCUCGAAGCCCACGAAGCAGAGCGCGACAAGUCGGAGAAUGAUCUGCUCAAGCGAACUCUUGAGUACUCUCAAGCCAAUGAGAGGCUCAAGCGCGACAACACUGCUCAGGCCGAGCGAAUCCGUGAUCUGGAGCGGAUGUUGAACCUUCCCCCACCUGGAUUCAAGCAUGCCGGCGACUGCGAUGGGCGUAGUGCUCACUUCGCAAGCGAACACUUUCCGCACAUAUGUGCGAGCGACCCGCGACUCUUUGUCAAGCUCAACCACCUGGCGACCGUCCCAGAGCCAGCUUCACGUCAUGGGCUGCUUCCAAGCGAGCGACCGCGACAGGACUGGAGCGAGGGCGCUCCACCAAACGUGUGCCACAUGGGCACUGGUGGUGCGGACCGUUUCUGCGCGAAAGAGCACACGACGUGCCCUUUCUGGCACUUCUGCGACCUCCCGGACCAUGUCUACAGGAUGGGAAGUGAGGCGUGGAAGCGAGGAUACGAGCGUCGGAAACGCGACAGGAUGCUCGACCGCGACCAAAAGGCUGGAGGUAAACGCCGUCGUGACGAGGAGUCGAUCUAUGGUCGGGGCGACAGCUCGAAGAGGCGAUUUGGUGAGGGGCGAUAA
Molecule: messenger RNA, 855 nt
Organism: Lasiodiplodia theobromae
Lineage: Eukaryota; Fungi; Ascomycota; Dothideomycetes; Botryosphaeriales; Botryosphaeriaceae
Product: Rrf2 family transcriptional regulator
Exons: 3
Coding region: 1-855 (284 amino acids)
Source: RefSeq, a predicted model, not a curated record